This is a messenger RNA of Nerophis ophidion (straightnose pipefish), 4607 nucleotides long. RefSeq names its product 4-aminobutyrate aminotransferase, mitochondrial-like. The coding region runs from base 248 to 1750 and encodes 500 amino acids. The transcript is spliced from 16 exons. The record is from RefSeq and is a predicted model, not a curated record. Gene Ontology annotation, cellular component: mitochondrion. NCBI's taxonomy places the organism in Eukaryota, Metazoa, Chordata, Actinopteri, Syngnathiformes, Syngnathidae. Gene Ontology annotation, molecular function: pyridoxal phosphate binding. Gene Ontology annotation, biological process: GABA catabolic process.
AGGGGGGGCGUAUCCAAGGCACCAUAUGAGGUAAUCGAACCCUAUUUGUGACUCUUUUUACAGCACGGCGAGGCACAGCUUGUUCCUCCAGACCGACUUCACCGAGAACGGAACCCGAAAAAGCCCCUCCUCCUCCCGCCAGCAGACACCCGCGGUUGGGGCGCUGCAGUCAACCUCGCUCCUGUCCUCCGGCCAGAGGUGAACCGCUUGGUGAGAAGAGACGAGUUCUGCCUCUCUGAUCCCUGCCAUGGCGUCCUCUGUGUUUUGCCGCCAACUUUCUCUCUCCCGCCACAAAAACCUGUGCCUCAGUCUCUCAGGAUGCCGAUACGCAAGCAAAGCGGCACCUAAAGCCCAGGUGGAGUUAGAUUACGAUGGACCCUCCAUGAAAACUGAAGUCCCUGGGCCACGAUCACAGGAGCUGACAAAACAACUGGGGGAAAUUCAGAAUGUUGCCGCUGUCAACUUCUUCUGCAACUACGAGGAGAGCAGGGGCAACUACCUGGUGGACGUGGAUGGGAACCGCAUGCUUGACAUCUACACUCAGAUCUCCUCAAUUCCGAUUGGAUACAACCACCCUGCUCUCAUCAAACUAAUGUCCAAUCCCAACAAUCUGAGUGCAUUUGUGAACCGACCUGCACUUGGAAUCUUGCCACCUGAGAAUUUCCCAGACAAACUCACCGAAAGUCUUCUCUCAGUGGCUCCCAGUGGAAUGAGUCGUGUCCAGACCAUGGCUUGUGGCUCGUGCUCCAACGAGAAUGCGUACAAGGCCAUGUUCAUCUGGUACAGGAAUAAAGAGCGAGGCCACAGCUCUCCAUCUGAUGAGGACCUCAGCUCUUGCAUGAUCAACCAGGGUCCAGGAUGUCCGGAGUUCAGUAUUUUAUCUUUUAUGGGAGGCUUCCAUGGCAGAACUAUGGGUUGUUUGGCAACAACACACUCUAAGGCGAUCCAUAAGCUGGAUGUGCCCUCGUUUGAUUGGCCCAUCGCACCAUUCCCCAGACUGCAGUACCCACUGGAAGAGUUCGCCAGAGAGAACGCACAGGAAGAGGCUCGCUGUUUGGAAGAGGUGGAGGAUCUGAUUGUGAAGUGGAGGCAGAAGGGAAAGCCUGUCGCUGGGAUUGUGAUUGAGCCCAUCCAAGCUGAAGGAGGAGAUAACCACGCCACCACGGAUUUUUUCAAGAGUCUCCGCAACAUUGCACGCAAACAUGGCUGUGCUUUCCAUGUGGACGAAGUCCAAACCGGAGGAGGGUGCACAGGAAAGUUCUGGGCCCACGAGCACUGGGGUAUGGACGACCCCGCUGACAUCGUGUCCUUCAGCAAGAAGCUUCUGACCGGUGGCUACUACCACAAACUGGAAUUACAGGCCGAUAAGCCCUACCGCAUCUUCAACACAUGGAUGGGUGACCCAUCAAAGAACUUGUUCCUGGUUGAGGUCCUCAACGUGAUUCGCAGAGAGAACCUCCUGGAGGAAGUGACUCGUUCGGGAAAAGCCCUGCUAAAUGGGCUGUAUGAAUUACAGGCUCAGUACCCUGGCCUUCUGAGCCGAGCCCGAGGACAGGGAACCUUCUGUGCCGUCGAUAUCCGUGAUGAUUCAACACGCAACAACAUCCUUCUGAAGGCACGGAACAAGGGUAUCCUCCUGGGGGGGUGUGGCGAUAAGGCCAUCCGUUUCCGUCCGUCGCUGGUUUUCAAGGAGUACCACGUGCACAUGUUCCUCAACAUCUUCAACGAGGUGUUGGCCCAGUUCAAAUGAAAAACAGCGGGGGACGUGGGUUCCAUGACACGACACCAGGAUACGGGGAGGGAACUCUCCUCACCGUCCACGCAGGAUAAAGCACAAAACACACCAAUCAAACGAAAUCAGAAGGUCAGUUGAGUCUCGGCCAGGACAACGAUAACAACGUGUGACGUGGUGAAUCUGUAAUCCAUUCAUUCAGUCGACAUUAAUCCAAAUGUGUGGACACCUUAUUCAUCUCAGUCUCCUCAUACUUUCUCAUGUGGUACACCGGCUUUCACGCACCACAGUGCGAGCAUGGAGUAGUCUGUUCUCAUCACUACCUCCCAGUGAAUGUGUGACGCAAUCUGAUACCAUGUCAACAAAUGGUUUGGUCCGACCCGGGCCGUCCGAACUGCGACCCAACGACAAAAAAAUGGCACUUAUGGACUAACCUAUCCGUCCAUGUCUCCUAAUUUAACGUGAAUGUCGGUUUAAAGAGGCGGACAUCUUACCUUUGAUAGAGGAGUCAGUGUUUGUGAUGAUUUCCAAGGCAACCUGCAUGUCGGUGUCCAUUUGGAAAUGUCCUCCUAGUUCUUCUGCCUGUCGCCUUGGACCGACUUCGUAGCCCAGACCAACGCUAAUCUUGGUUUGACCGUUAAAAUGUCUCUGCAUAUUUAGUGCCUGCAUGAUACUUGUAUGCGCUGUUUUGUUUUUUUGUUUUUCUACUCAUACAAUUUACCGCAACUCUGCUUCAUAGUCAAGAGCUAGUUCCUUUUUUCCCUUCACGAAUCGAUCGCGUAAAGACUGCUAUUCAUUUUGUCUUAUUCUCUUCUUGAGGUACAGUAAAGGCCAAAAGUUUGGACACACCUCUUUCAAAGCAUUUUCUUAAUUUUUUUAUGACUAUUUACAUUGUAGAUUGUCACUGAAUGCAUCAAAACUAUGAAUGAACACAGGAGUGGAGUUAUGUACUUAACAAAAAAAGGUGCAACAAUUGAAAAAAAUGUUUUAUAUUCUAGUUUUUUUUUUCUGUGAUGGUGUACCCUGCCUUCCGCUUGAUUGUAGCUGAGAUAGGCACCAGCGCUCCCCGCGACCCCAAAGGGAAUAAGCGGUAGAAAAUGAAUGAAUGAAUAUUGUAGUUUUUUCAAAAUAGCCACCCUUUGCUCUGAUUACUGCUUUGCACACUCUUGGCAUUCUCUCGAUGAGCCUCAAGCACACCUGGUCAGUGGCUUUGUGGUUAGAGCAGUGGUUCUUAACCUGGGUUCGAGAAGUCGGCCUCAGGGGUUCGGCGGAGCCUCCGCUGCGGAGGUCAAGACAUGCCUGACUCAUCGUGCAAAUCAAACCUCCUCCCUCUCGCCGCAUUAUGGAUGUUUCCUCUAAUUUUCCAUCUGAUUCGCAGGUGUGUAAUUUGUUGUGAGUUCAUGCUCUGCUGGUUUUGUUCUUUGAACAAGAUGAAGCUCAUGCAUGGUUCAUUUUGUGAACCAGUAAAAAAAAACUACAUAACUUUGUCUUGAAUUUGAGUAAAAAACAUUUUAUUUUUCACUAAAGAAGGGUUCGGUGAAUGCGCAAAUGAAACUGGGGGGGUUCGGUACCUCCAACGAGGUUAAGAACCACUGGGUUAGAGUCUCCACCCUGAUAUCGGUAGGUUCUGAGUUCUCAAACCCCGGCCGAGUCAUACCAAAGACUAUAAAAAUGGGACCCAUUACCUCCCUGCUUGGCACUCAGCAUCAAGGGUUGGAAUUGGGAGUUAAAUCACCAAAAUGAUUCCUGAGCGCAGCCACCGCUGCUGCUCACUGCUCCCCUCACCUCCCAGGGGGUGAACAUGGGGAUGGUCAAAUGCAGAGGAUCAUUUCACCACACAUAGUGUGCGUGUGUCUGACUGUCAGUAGUACUUUAACUUCAGGUGACUACCUCUUGAAGCUCAUCGACAGAAUGCCAAGAGUGUGUGAAAAAGUAUUUAGAGCAAAGGGUGGCUAUUUUGAAGAAACUACGAUAUAAAACACGUUUUCAGUUGUUUCACCUUUUUUGUUAAGUACAUGUGUUCAUUUAUAGUUUUGAUGCUUCAGUGACAAUCUACAAUGUAAAUAGUCAUGAAAAUAAGGAAAACAUUGCAUUGAACGAGAAGGUGUGUCCAAAAUUUUGGCCUCUACUGUACAUAAUAGCUUAAACAGCAACGGUAAAUGGCUUUUUAAUUGUUCCCCCCCAGAAGUAGGAAUCCCACAACAAUGUGAUUUUUACACAAACCUUCACUGACAGCGACGCUCUGUUGACAUGUUGCCAGUGUUGAAACUUGAGAUUUGAGCAGGGAUCUAUGAAGGCUUAACUUGGUUUAAAGAUGAAGUAGCACAGGGUCAUUAACAACUCAAUGUUUGCAUCGUUCAAAGUGGCAGAAAAGCACGCUUUUAAAAUAAGGACAUUUGCGUACAACAUAAUUGUGGUGGUGAAUGUUCCAUGCCAGGCUAACAUGGUCCGUGUGUCCCCUAUAAUUUACACCUUAACAAAUAUUUCAAUCUAAAAGGAAGUUGUUCGGUUAUUAAAUCAGGGGUGUUAAAAUAAUUGAAAAAUCCAACGAGGGCCAUUUAGACAUUGAAUAUUUUUUAAUGUAGAUAUGUUACGUUAUUUUGUUGUCUGCUUGUGACUCAAAUAUGGUCCCCGGACCGCACUUUGGACACCCCUGGGUUAGAGUGUUAAAGCUGAGGAAUAUAGCAGUAGUACAAAAUAAUACUGCUGGAUUUCUUUAAAGUUGCAGAUAAGGCACUUCUUUGUUAAACAUUUUUGCACUUGUGAUCAGAACCAGAUAAUUAUUGAUGUAAUUAUCUUAGAUGGCUUUAACUGUUGUCUUUAAUAUAUACUGUCAAUGUACUGUGAUGAAUAAAAUACAUUUUGCCUAACUUGA